This is a messenger RNA of Mytilus trossulus (common blue mussel), 3475 nucleotides long. Its product is annotated as fibrillin-2-like. The record is from RefSeq and is a predicted model, not a curated record. Bases 54 to 3338 code for a protein of 1094 amino acids. The transcript has 23 exons. Gene Ontology annotation, molecular function: calcium ion binding. Lineage: Eukaryota; Metazoa; Mollusca; Bivalvia; Mytilida; Mytilidae.
GAACACCACUUGAACUUUUACGGAAACCAUGUUGAAUUAACUUACAAACCUAAAUGAAGAUGGUGUUCUCAUACAUACUAUUAUUACUGUUUGAAGUUUUCAGGAUAAUUAAGUCAGCUGAAGAUACUCCAAGUACAGGUUGUGAAACUCCACCAGCCCCUAUAAAUGGAAACUUUACUGUUUUUGGUGACAACCUCUUAGUAGAAUAUAUGUGUAAUGAUGGAUUCUAUAUGUACGGUGAACGCUAUGGCGCUUGUAUAUCUUCAGAACAGAAGUGGACUGAAGACCCACCAAAAUGUUUAGCUUAUGACUGUCCAGAUUUACAGCCUCCAUCGAGAGGCUUUGUCAAGAUGGAGAGGAAUAAUUCCAUUGCCAGAUUCUCAUGUAAGCGUCGUUUCUAUCUGAUGGGUGGUGAAUCCACUCUAUUUUGUCUUGGAAACAGAUGGAGCGGCUAUUCCCCUCUCUGUGCAGGCUCAACAGUUAAGAGUAGUUCCUUAGGCAGACAGGUUUUACGGAACUACACUGCACCAAAAGAAAAAAUGUGGAAUUUUGACGAUACACUGAGGGCAUCCGAUCAAACCUGUUCACGCUUUAGAAGUAUUGCUCCCCCUGAAGUAGAACAUGCUUCUUUCAAAACAGACUACGUGUACAAUGAGGCUCGAAGAGCGUGGUCAUCUAUCGCAAAUUAUACAUGUGAUGAUGGGUAUUCACUUGUUACUGAGAAAAAUAAAUUCAUGCUCUGCAGAAAUUACAGGUGGUUUGCGCCUACUAGACCUAAAUGCAAAAAAGAUAUAGAAGUUUACUAUCCUUGCCGUGAAAGUAGGUGUGGUCAAGUGUGUAUACCAGGAUACAACAGGCGAUACGCAUGUGGUUGUAACAGAGGAUACCGAUUGGCUUCAGAUAGCUAUUCUUGUCAAGAUGUAAACGAGUGUCUAUCGAAUAAUGGUCGAUGUGAUCAUAUCUGCUACAAUAGAAUUGGAUCCCGUUUGUGUGUCUGUCGAGAUGGCUAUCUAAAAGUUGGGGAUCGCUGUAUUGAUGAUGAUGAAUGUAAAGCUGGCAUACACAACUGUCCAGGACAAUGUAUAAAUACAGAAGGAUCAUAUCUAUGUAACUGUACAGGUAUACCCGGAUACCUGCCAGGUGAAAACAGACCGUGUAAAGAUUUGAAUGAGUGUGAAGUAGAUAAUGGAGGCUGUGAAGACGUUUGUAUUAACACCAGAUCCUCAUACAAAUGCAGAUGUAAACAGAAAGGAUACCUUGUGUCCCCUGAUCGACACAAUUGCUCAGAUAGAGAUGAAUGUCAACGAUAUGGAAAGAAAAUCUGUCAUAAUGGUCACUGUGUUAACAUUCCUGGUUCUUUUUAUUGUGAAUGUAAUAUGGGCUAUAGGUUUCACAAACCCAGCAAACAAUGCAUUGAUACAAAUGAAUGUAAAGAUAAUAAUGGAGGCUGUGAAGAUGAGUGUGUAAAUACCAUAGGGUCAUUCUACUGUGUGUGUAACCAUCCCGGACUACAGGAUAAUAAUGGAACAUGCGUUGAUAUAAACGAGUGCGAGGUAGACACUGAUGGGUGUGAGGAUAUUUGCAUUAACUCUCAUGGAUCAUACCACUGUGUUUGUGAAAAGUAUGGUUACAUUAUUCACAGCAAUGGGCGGAAUUGUACAACAUGCAAGCCAACAGAAUAUAUGAUUGACGAAAAGAAACUUUGCGUACCCUGUCACCCAAAUUCACAUGCAAAGGGUUUCAAUUCUAGUUCAUACAAUGAUUGUGAAUGUAACGAAGGAUUUGUUGGAAGCCCACUUGAUAAUGUUCUCUGUGAAGACAUAGAUGAAUGUGCUACUGGCGAAUUAGUAUGUGAAUAUGGAUGUGUUAAUACUGCCGGUAGUGCCCACUGCAUUUGUCCGGACGGAUAUUCGGUGCACAAUGUCUCAGCUUGUAUAGACACUAACGAAUGUGCAGAAAAUGGAACAAUAUGUGGUGGAUUAUGUCGAAAUUUUGAUGGUUACUACGAGUGCUUUUGUGAUGUGGGAUACAGGAUGGCUAACGAUAGUUACACAUGUGAUGACAUAGACGAAUGUUCUGAAGGCUAUAAUUGUUCACAUCGGUGCAUCAAUACUAUUGGGGGUGUCCAGUGUAGUUGUUAUGAAGGAUAUGAUUUAGUCUCUGACAAUACAAGUUGUACUGAUAUUAACGAAUGUGAAAGGGAACAAGGAAUGAAAUGUGAAGAUCAAUGUUUAAAUCUUGAAGGAUAUUUUAAAUGUGAAUGUACUAGCCCUGGUUUAAAGCUCUCAUGGGAUGGUGUAUCUUGUUCUGAUAUAAAUGAAUGUCAAGAAGGUGUCAAUUUCUGUGAUGAUGUUUGUAUUAAUACACAUGGUUCGUAUGAUUGUAAGUGUGAGAUGACAGGUUAUGGCCUUGCUGCAGAUGGGAGAGGUUGUGAAGAUUUCAAUGAAUGUUUAUCGCCACUAACAAAUGAUUGUCAGCAAAUAUGUAAUAAUUAUGAGAGUUCUUACAAUUGUUCCUGUCCACCUGGAUAUAUACAGACCAGUGAUACAAAUUGUGAAGCCUGUCCAGUUGGUUCUUACCAUGAUGUAGAAAAAGAUACAUGUAUUCGAUGUCCUAUAUGGUCAACGACAUCAGGUAAAGGAACGCCCUCAAUGGCUGGUUGUGACUGUAUAGACGGUUACGUUGGAAAUAUCAGCAUGGCGAUUCCUUGUAAAGACAAGAAUGAGUGUGAAGAAGAAGACAAUUUUGGAUGUGAGCAGCAGUGUCAGAACAUGGAAGGUUAUGCCUAUUGUAGCUGUCAACGAGGAUACAACCUACAUAAAAACAAGAAAAAUUGCACAGAUUUAGAUGAAUGUAAAUAUCAGAAUCAUUUCUGCGCGGAUCUUUGUGAGAAUUCAAUUGGAUCUUAUAGUUGUUCUUGUAGAAAGGGUUUUGAGUUGUAUACAGAUAAAAAAUAUUGUGUCGAUAUAAACGAAUGCUACGGAGAUGGCAAACCAUGUGAUGAAGAUUGUGAGAACACUUGGGGAUCAUAUAGAUGUGCAUGUCUGACUCAAGGACAUGUUCUGGCACCUGAUGGUCAUACUUGUAUAAAAAAUCGUCCAAAGUUUUCGUGCCCUGAAGAUGUUUUGGUUAAAGUUAAAGAUGGAGCUAUCGAAGUUAAAGUUGAGUUACCAUCGGAUAUCUUUUCUAAUGAUCUUUAUGUUGAUCCUGGAUGGAUAAAACGUGUGAGUCAGUUUCCUCUUGGCGAAACAGUAGUCAUGGUGACGUCACUGUAUACUAACUCUGAUGGCGAUCCUGAAAUCUUAUGCUCUUUUACUGUGACUGUCGACCACGUGUAAACACUUUUUUUUAAUCUGAUAUAUAAACUUUUACUGAAUAUUUUUAUGAAAAGGCAAGGUCCGAGGGGUUUCAAAUGUUAAACACAGUUUGUUAAAUGUUUUUUUUUAUUCAAUAUUUAAAAGUUAUCUAAUUUCAA